UGAGAGUUUAAUGUGUCUCUUUCACAGAGUGGAGCAGACGGGUCCAGAGGUCUCCAGUGGUCAGCACCAUCAGACACAGCUGGACUCCAUAUUUAAGCUUCUGGAGGAGGACAUCUUCACUUUUGUCCGGAAGGAGCUGAAGAAGCUCCACAAGGUUCUGAGUACAGAUUACCCAGAAUGCUUAGAGCCUGUGGAGGAUGAGGAUGAAGAGCAGAGGAGCAGCAGUGAGGCUGUUCUGAAGAUCACACUGAACUUCCUGAGGAGGAUGAAGCAGAAGGAGCUGGCUGAGCGUCUGUGGAGCAGGAGUUAUUCUGGAGUUUAUCAGCGUAAACUGAAGUCUAACCUGCAGCAGAAGUUUGAGUGUGUGUUUGAGGGCAUCGCUAAAGCAGGAAACCCCACCCUUCUGAAUGAGAUCUACACAGAGCUCUACAUCACAGAGGGAGGGUCUUCAGAGGUCAACCAGGAACAUGAGGUCAGACACAUGGAAACAGCCUCCAGGAAACCAGGCCCAGCAGAGACAACCAUCACAUGUGAAGACAUGUUUAAAGGCCCAGCUCACACACAUGGACCAAUCAGAACAGUGCUGACAAAGGGAGUGGCUGGCAUCGGGAAAACAGUGCUCACUCAGAAGUUCACUCUGGACUGGGCUGAAGGCAAAGCCAACCAGGACAUACAGCUGCUGUUCCCGUUCACUUUCAGAUCACUCAAUGUGCUGAAGGAGAGAAGCUUCAGCUUGGUGACACUUGUUCAUCACUUCUUUAGUCAAACACAAGCAGAACUCUGCAGCUUUGAAGACCUCCAGGUGCUCUUCAUCUUGGACGGUCUGGACGAGUGCAGACUUCCUCUGGACUUCACCAAAACCAAGGCCAUGAACGACCCCACAGAGUCUGCCUCAGUGCACGUGCUGCUGGUAAACCUCAUCAGGGGGAGCCUGCUUCCCUCCGCUCGCCUCUGGAUAACCACACGACCCGCGGCAGCCAAUCAGAUCCCUGCUGAGUGUGUCUCCAUGGUGACAGAGGUCAGAGGGUUCACAGACCCACAGAAGGAGCAGUACUUCAGGAAGAGGUUCAGAGACAAGGCCGACACAAUCAUCUCCCACAUCAAGAUGUCCAGAAGCCUCCACAACAUGUGCUACAUGCCGAUCUUCUGCUGGAUCGCUGCCACAGUCCUGGAGCAUGUAUUGAAAAGCAGAGAGAGAGGAGAGCUGCCCAAGACCCUGACUCAGAUGUACAUCCACUUCCUGGUGGUUCAGGCCAAAGUCAAGAACAUCAAGUAUGAAGAAAGAUCUGAGACAGACCCACACUGGAGUCCAGAGACCAGGAAGAUGGUGAAGUCUCUGGGAAAACUGGCCUUUGAGCAGCUGCAGAAAGGAAACCUGAUCUUCUACAAGAGUGACCUGAGCGAGUGUGGGCUGGACGCUGCAGCGGCCUCAGUGUACUCCGGAGUGUUCACACAGGUCUUUAGAGAGGAGACAGGCCUGUACCAGGACAAGGUCUACUGCUUCAUCCAUCUGAGUGUGCAGGAGUUUCUGGCUGCUCUUCAUGUCCAUCUGACCUUCAUCAACACUGGGAUCAACCUGCUCUCAGACAAACAAACACCAUCAUGGACAAAGGUUUUAAGCAAUAAGUCAGUGCAGUUUUACCAGACAGCUGUGAACCAGGCCUUACAGAGUCCAAAUGGACAACUGGACCUGCUCCUCCGCUUCCUCCUGGGACUUUCACUUUCAUCCAAUCAGAGUCUGCUACAAGGUCUGCUGACAAAGAGAGAAAGCAGCUUCCAGACCAAUCAGAAAACAGCUGAGUACAUCAAGAAGAAGCUGAGUGAGAAUGUGUCUGCAGAGAGGAGCAUCAACCUGCUCCACUGUCUGAAUGAACUGAAUGAGCGUUCUCUGGUGGAGCAGAUCCAACAGUACCUGAGUUCAGGACGUCUGUCUGAAGGUGGACUGUCUCCUGCUCAGUGGUCAGCUCUGGCCUUCAUCUUACUGUCAUCAGAAGAAGAUCUCGAGCAGUUUGAUCUAAAGAAAUACUCUGCUUCAGAGGAGGCUCUCCUGAGGCUGCUGCCAGUGGUCAAGGCCUCCAACAAAGCUCUACUGAGCAGCUGUAACCUGUCAGAGAGAAGCUGUGAAGCUCUGUCCUCAGUCCUCAGCUCCCAGUCCUCUUUUCUAACAGUCCUGGACCUUGGUCAUAAUGACUUGAAGGACUCAGGGCUGAAGAUGUUUUCUGUUGGACUGAAGAGUCCUCACUGUAAACUGGAACAGCUCAGAUUGAGCCACUGUAACCUGUCAGAGAGAAGCUGUGAAGCUCUGUCCUCGGUCCUCAGCUCCCAGUCCUCUAGUUUGAGAGGUCUGGAUCUCAGUCUCAAUGACUUGAAGGACUCAGGGCUGAAGAUGUUGUCUGUUGGGCUGAAGAGUCCUCACUGUAAACUGGAACAGCUCAGACUGUCAGCUUGUCUGGUCACAGAGGAAGGCUGUGCUUCUCUGGCCUCAGCUCUGAGGUCCAACCCCUCCCUUCUGAAAGAACUGGACCUGAACUACAACCAUCCAGGAGACACAGGAGUAAAGCUCCUGUCUGCUCUACAGGAGGACCCCCACUGCACACUGGACACUCUCAGACUGGAGCCUGCUGGAGCUGAGUGGUUAGCACCAGGACUCAGAAAAUAUUUCUGUGAUCUCACUCUGGAUCCAAACACAGCUCACACAAACCUCAAACUGUCUGACAACAACAAGAAGGUGACACAUGUGAGAGAGGAGCAGCCGUAUCCAGAUCAUCAGGACAGAUUUGAGAACAGGGAACAGAUUCUGUGUUCCACUGGUCUGACUGGUCGCUGUUACUGGGAGGUCCAGUGGAGAGGGGUGGUUCGUGGAUCAGUGUCUUACAGAGAAAUCAGAAGGAAAGGAGACGGUGCUGACAGUGGGUUUGGAUACAAUGAUCAGUCCUGGAGUCUGGAGUGCUCUAAAAAUGGUUUCUCUGUUUGGCAUAAUCACAAACACACACCCCUCCCUCAGCCCUGGUCCUCCUCUUCUGGGAGAGUAGCAGUGUUUGUGGACUGUCCUGCUGGUUCUCUGUCCUUCUACACAGUCUCCUCUGACCAACUGACCCACCUCCACACCUUCAACACCACAUUCACUGAGCCUCUGCUCCCUGGGUUUAGGCUCUGGCCUGACUCCUCAGUGUCUCUGUGUUUAGAUUAA
Molecule: messenger RNA, 3190 nt
Organism: Boleophthalmus pectinirostris (great blue-spotted mudskipper)
Lineage: Eukaryota; Metazoa; Chordata; Actinopteri; Gobiiformes; Gobiidae
Product: NLR family CARD domain-containing protein 3-like
Exons: 8
Coding region: 11-3190 (1059 amino acids)
Molecular function (GO): protein binding
Source: RefSeq, a predicted model, not a curated record